CUCAAAGAUGGAGGUUACAAUAUUUUGAUGAGGAAGAGUAUUUGUCACAACAAUGUUGAUUAAAUUAUUUGUCAUCAUAGUUGGCGUGUCCCAGGUGCUUGGGGAGUAUGGUGUUUUAAAAGUUCAGGCAACAAGUGGAGCAUCAUCAAAUUUUUGCUUUGCCUACAAUAAAGACUUCAAGACAAUACCUUCAGCAAUCAAUGACACUGAAAAAUAUCAACUUGUACAUCUUAGAUCAUAUGGGUGCAACGAUUCUGAUUGGACAAUUGAUGUGAAGGGCAAGGUCGUGACAAUGGCUCGAGGACCUUGCAAGUUUGUGGAGAAGGCAACCUUAGCUCAGAACCACCAGGCCGCUGGUAUAUUGAGCGUGUCAAACAGAAGUGAUACACAGCUGGUUACGCCAGGUGGAAAUGAAUCUGCAGGUGAUUACCAGAACAUCAACAUCGUUGUAGGCUUCAUCAUGUGGAAGGACAACCACAGUCUUGACCACCUUGCAGACGGAGGCUCCCUGUCUGUGUGGAUGUACACUCCUGCUGACCCGAAGAUUGACCCGAAUAUGGUGCUUAUCUACGCCAUUGCCUUGACCUGCAUCAUUAUAGGGGCCUACUGGUCCGGGACCACCAGAUAUGCGCUUGCGGAGCGGAAGUCGCACCGACGGAAGGGGUCAGUGGACUCGUCACGACCGGAGGACAAACAGGAUGAGGAACAGCCAGAAACUCUCAGCAUCAGUGUCUGUGUUGUCGUCGUCCUCUUCGUCGUCAUCUGCACCAUGAUCGUGCUUCUGUACUUCUUCUAUGACUACCUGGUGUAUGGAGUUAUCGGGUUGUUCUGCCUGGCGGGUGCUGUGGGCUUGUACAGUUGCCUCCAGCCCCUGUGGGAGAGAGUGAUCAGGUCGGACUGCAGAAUUCCGCCCAACAGAGUUCCAGUCUGUUCUGAACAGCCAGAGAUCAGGAACAUUGUCCUCGGGCUGCUGUGUCUGGGCGUCAGCAUCUUCUGGGCUGUGGAGAGAAAAGCAAGCUAUGCAUGGAUUAUACAGGACAUUCUCGGAAUGGCUUUCUCGGUGAACAUGUUGAAAACUAUACGCCUACCAAACUUCAUGGCAUGCACAGUGUUACUUGUCCUGCUGUUCUUCUACGACAUUUUCUUUGUCUUCAUCACACCAUACUUCACCAAGAAUGGAAGUAGCAUCAUGGUGGACGUCGCCACCGGUGGGAAGAGUCACAGUGGGGAGCAGCUUCCCAUGGUGUUCAAAGUGCCAAGAUUCCUGACCCCGCCUGAUGCUGUUUGCUACUCAAGCCCCUACUCCCUACUGGGGUUUGGAGAUGUCAUUGUACCAGGUCUGUUGAUAUCGUUCAACCAUGGCUUUGACUUGAUCGUCAAGAGUAGGAGAAUAUAUUUCAUUGCUUCCACAAUAGCCUAUGCGGUAGGCUUGAUACUGACAUAUGUCGCGCUAGCCUUGAUGAAGACUGGCCAACCAGCAUUGCUGUACCUUGUGCCUUGCACCUUACUAACAACGGCUGUGAUUGGCUGCAAGCGGGGAGAACUGCGCUUCUUGUGGACAGGCAAGGAGUGUCCAAAAAAGAAUGACGAUGUUCGUCCACCUGGUCAGUGUGUGCGGUCAUCCCCGGAGGGGGAGUCUGACACGUCCAGCCUAUCAAGCGACGGCGAGAGGCGGGGCCUCAUCAAUGCCUAGACUCCAUGCUGUCAGACAGACUCUGACAAUCACAGGCUCCUGUCUGUCCUGAUAUUAACUGAAUGUUUGUUGUGUAAUUGAGUCGACGCAGGUUUGGAACAGGUACUCGAUACAACAUAGUGCCAUCAGGGCAAUUUUAUAUAUCAUGAAAGAUUCAUUGAAAUAUAUAUUCAGUGUAUGAAAUAAGACCCGUCCGACCGCCCGAGAUGGGCUAAAUUUUUCUGACGGACGGUCUAGAUUUACAGCAAGCCAGCACGAUGGUCUGGUAAAAUUUUUAGAUGUUCCAUAGGUCUGAGUAAAUUCACCAUAUCUUGCUUGGUGUCUGGUCUGGUUAAAUCCAUUUUGGGUAACAUUUUCAAGUUACCAGCCCUCAUGUCUGGCAGGGUUUUUGGCUUAUUUCAUACACGGAUAUUUUGCAUCAUACUGAUACACGUUUUUCAAUAGAGGUGUAGAUAUUGAUAAAAAAUGGCAUUAACAAAUUUAGUUCCAUGUACAAGACUGAAUUCCAUGGAAUUGCAGAUUCCUUCAGUGACAAAUAUGUUGAUAUAACAAAGUAUUUUCAAAAUUAAAAUUACUUUAAAUCCAUAAUAUUUAGAAAAAAUACUGUAAUAAUGUAUCAAUCUCACAAUGCUAAGUUCUCUAAUCUUUCUGCAAACAAACAGAAUUCCAAUACCUGUCAGAAUUCCGUGGAAUGCAGAAUCCUUCUGUGAUAAAUAUGACCCUGCUGGUAAGGGAAGUGAACUGUUUCUAAUUUAGUUGGCAAACAAUUUUAAUGUUUUAUUUGGAAUUUGUGUUUGUUCAAAUCAUGAAAAACAAUCUUUGUUGCCAUGAGAUGAGGAUGUUCAGCUACUGUCAUAAAUGUGAUGUUAUUCAAACUUGUGUUCACUCAUGUCAUCAUUUACAGGGAUACAAACUUGAGACAAAUUAGAAGGAACACCACAUUUCGUAUUAAGCACACCUUAUGCUACAGAGUGUUGACGGGGUAGCUUAGUGGUUAUAAUGGAAGCUACGGAAGCAAAA
Molecule: messenger RNA, 2713 nt
Organism: Haliotis rubra (blacklip abalone)
Lineage: Eukaryota; Metazoa; Mollusca; Gastropoda; Lepetellida; Haliotidae
Product: signal peptide peptidase-like 2B
Exons: 15
Coding region: 53-1693 (546 amino acids)
Biological process (GO): membrane protein proteolysis
Cellular component (GO): lysosomal membrane; cytoplasmic side of endoplasmic reticulum membrane; Golgi-associated vesicle membrane
Molecular function (GO): aspartic endopeptidase activity, intramembrane cleaving
Source: RefSeq, a predicted model, not a curated record